Messenger RNA from Anopheles darlingi, 1852 nucleotides. RefSeq lists its product as uncharacterized. Bases 64 to 1710 code for a protein of 548 amino acids. Lineage: Eukaryota; Metazoa; Arthropoda; Insecta; Diptera; Culicidae. The record is from RefSeq and is a predicted model, not a curated record. The transcript has 3 exons.
UGGAUUUUUUGUGUAACUUCUGGGUGUUUUUUUGCGUAAUUUCUCGGUCUUUCCGCUGUUUAAAUGCACGCCAGUCGCUGGCCAAUAUUAAACCGUACGUUACGACGAUGCUUCCAAACGACACACUCUGCACAACGUCGAGAAUUACCGAUCCGGCGCCUGCUGGGAUACGGGGUCGCCGGAAGCAUCGCGGUCGGACUUGCUUACGACGGGACGGUGACCGGAUUCGAAAACGUUUACGGGGCUCGAAGAUUUCUGCGAUCGUUCCUGAUUGGACUCAGCAUCACCAUCGAUUACGCUUGGAAUUUGCGUAACCUGCAAGAUGGUGAUGGUCGUUAUGAGACGGUACUACCGGAGAUUCAUCUACGAUCGGCGAAGAAACUCCUCGAAGGAUGCCUGGCCAACGGAGGACUAUACAUCAAAAUCGGUCAAGGUGUGGCUGCCGUUAAUCACAUCAUCCCGAAGGAGUACGUCGAUACGUUACGGCAGCUGGAAGAUCGAUGUCUCACCCGUGGCCCCAACGAGGUGCGCACGAUAUUCAUCGAGGAUUUCGGUGCUCCGCCGGAGAAGGUAUUCGAUAACUUCCACUACGAACCGAUUGCGGCGGCCAGCUUGGCGCAGGUGUUCCGUGCAGUCACCAAGGACGGUCAGCACGUGGCAGUGAAGGUGCAGUAUGCGGAUCUACGCAAGCGAUUCGACGGAGAUCUGCGUACGAUCAUGUUCCUCCAACGUCUGGUCGCGCUCAUCCAUAAGAAUUACAAUUUCGGAUGGAUUGUCGAGGAUCUACAAGGCUCGUUGCGUGAGGAGCUAGACUUUGUGCACGAAGGAAAGAACGCUGAACGAUGCGCCAAGGAUCUGCAGCAUUUCGAUGCCAUUUACGUCCCCAAGAUACACUGGGAGUUGACGAACGAACGCAUUCUUACCACGGAAUUCAUCGAUGGCUGCAAAAUCAGUGAUCGACGAUCGAUCGAAGCUUUACAGCUGAACGUAUCCGAGAUCGACCGGCACCUGUUUCAGGCGUUCGGAAGGCAAAUCUUCUCUACCGGGUUCGUGCAUGCUGACCCCCAUCCCGGUAACGUGUUUGUCCGAAGGAACCCAGAGAAGCCGCACAACGUGCAGUUGGUACUGCUAGAUCAUGGGCUCUACGAGCAUCUCGCGCCGGAUGUUCGGGAGAAUUUGUGUCGUUUUUGGGAGGCGAUAGUAUUACGCGAUCAUGAGGCCAUGAAGCGACACUCCAGUGCUUUGAAUGUGACCGAUUAUCGAACAUUUGCUGAAAUUUUACUGCAGCGCCCGCUGGAGCUGAAGGGAGGAGCCAAACUUUCCACACGCCUUACCGAUCAAGAUCUGGCGUACAUGACGAAACAGGCGAAGGAACACUUUGAUCGAGUAAUGGUCACACUGAAAAACAUGCCACGCAACUUAAUCUUAGUGAUACGCAACCUCAAUACGGUUCGUUCGAUCGCUCGCGAUCACGGUGAUCCGAUUGAUCGGCCGCGAAUCCUGGCACGCUGUGCACUCGCCGCGUUGUGCCCCUCCGGUCGUAACGUCUUUAACUUUCUCUGGGUCAGUUUCCGGAUGUUGCGUUUCGAGUACCUGCUCUGGCGUCAAUCAUUCCAUUACUGGAUCACGACCAACUAUCUAAGGCUGCUGACGAGAAUUGGCCGUUCGCCGGACACUUCGCACUUGCUAGAUAUUCAGUAUGACGUCUGACGUUCAUUAAGCUGUUAAUUGAUUCGAUUAUUGAUCGUAUUGACGAACCGAACGUGAAAGCUCAAGGAUGAGGUCUCACGUAGAUGUAAAUGGUAGUAGUACCUUAGAUAGUAGAUACUAAUAAACGUGACUGAUAUUUGUA